AUGUUCAAACUCCUCCCGCUCCUCAUUCUCGCGAUCCUUCUCUCCUUCACCGGCCCUGCUGCCGCCAUCGUUGGCAAUGUCAUCUGCGAAACCAGCAACGGCUCCCCCUACACCUCCUGGCUGAUGUACGUCGUUAAUGUCGGCCCCCGCGGCCCCGGCCUCUGUAUCCAAGACAAUCCCGACGUUAACGGCCGUCCCGGGUGUACCCUUUGCGUCAAUCACGGCAAGGGUUAUCUCAAGAUUUCCAUCUGCGGGCGGAGAGGUUCUCAGUACACCUACGCCGACAUUCAGGAGUCCUUGAAAAAGCUGGUGGGCGAAUGCACCAGAACCUUCGCUGGAAAUGGGAAAACUGGUGGGAAGUUUGUUGGUCAAGGGGGGCAGGCUACAAUCUUCGUGCACCUCUAG
Molecule: messenger RNA, 405 nt
Organism: Morchella importuna
Lineage: Eukaryota; Fungi; Ascomycota; Pezizomycetes; Pezizales; Morchellaceae
Exons: 1
Coding region: 1-405 (134 amino acids)
Source: RefSeq, a predicted model, not a curated record